Molecule: messenger RNA, 5243 nt
Organism: Zootoca vivipara (common lizard)
Lineage: Eukaryota; Metazoa; Chordata; Lepidosauria; Squamata; Lacertidae
Gene: KCNG3
Product: potassium voltage-gated channel modifier subfamily G member 3
Biological process (GO): potassium ion transmembrane transport; protein homooligomerization; action potential
Cellular component (GO): voltage-gated potassium channel complex; membrane
Molecular function (GO): protein binding; delayed rectifier potassium channel activity
Source: RefSeq, a predicted model, not a curated record
CGCGCGCUCUAGACGGCGCCGCUUCGAGUCUGAGCGAGGAGGACCCCGCCCUUCCCCGGCGCGCACCUCGGGGCUGCUGAGGUGCAGCUCGAGCCGCCCGUCCUCCCCCGCUCGCCGUCUCCGCCCUCCCCCGCGCCCGCCCCCCCAAGCCAUGAACUUUGGCCGGGGGGGCCCGUCGGUGGUGGUGUUGAACGUGGGGGGCACCCGCUACUCGUUCUCCCGGGAGGUGCUGAAGGACUUCCCCCUGCGCCGCCUGAGCCGCCUGCACGGCUGCCUGUCGGAGCAGGACGUGCUGGAGGUCUGCGACGACUACGACCGCGAGCGCAACGAGUACUUCUUCGACCGGCACUCGGAAGCCUUCGGCUUCAUCAUGCUCUACGUGCGCUACGGCCACCUGCGCUUCGUGCCCCACAUGUGCGAGCUGUCCUUCUACAACGAGAUGAUCUACUGGGGCCUCGAGGCGUCGCACCUCGACUACUGCUGCCAGCGCCGCCUCGACGACCGCAUGUCCGACACCUACACCUCCUACUCGGCCGACGACCUGCAGGCCGCCGAGCCCGCUUCGGGAGCGGCCUGGGGCAGCGGCAGCACCACCGCCAGCAGCAGCCGAGGCGGCGCCGAAGUCGGGGAGGGCGCGGAGCAGGGCAGCGGCCGCGCAGCGCCCCCGCCCGGCGCCGAGAAGAAGUGGCUGGAGAGGAUGAGGAGGACUUUCGAGGAGCCCACCUCUUCCUUGGCCGCGCAGAUCCUGGCCACCGUCUCCAUCCUCUUCGUCAUCGUCUCCAUGGUGGUGCUCUGCGCCAGCACCAUGCCCGAGUGGCGGGCGGCGGAGAACCGAAGCAUGGAGGAGCAAAGCAGGUACACAGCAGACUCACUCAGGGAGCCUUCAGGGAUAAUUGAAGCAAUCUGCAUAGGCUGGUUCACUGCCGAGUGCAUUGUGAGGUUCAUCGUCUCCAAAAACAAGUGCGAGUUUGUCAAGAGACCCCUGAACAUCAUCGACUUGCUGGCAAUAACUCCCUACUACAUCUCUGUGCUGAUGACAGUUUUUACAGGGGAGAAUUCUCAGCUCCAGAGGGCUGGAGUCACCUUGAGGGUCCUGAGAAUGAUGAGGAUUUUUUGGGUGAUUAAGCUUGCCCGCCACUUCAUUGGCCUUCAGACACUUGGCCUGACCCUGAAGCGAUGCUAUAGGGAGAUGGUGAUGCUGCUCGUCUUCGUCUGUGUUGCUAUGGCGAUUUUCAGCGCACUUGCCCAGCUCCUUGAACACGGGCUGAAAUUAGGGAAGCCCAACGAAGGCUACGCCAGCAUCCCGGCUGCUUGCUGGUGGGUGAUCAUCUCUAUGACCACGGUUGGUUAUGGCGACGUAUGCCCCGUCACUGUACCUGGAAGGAUUCUUGGAGGGAUUUGUGUGGUCAGUGGGAUUGUCUUGCUGGCCCUGCCUAUCACUUUCAUCUACCACAGCUUUGUGCAGUGUUACCAUGAGCUCAAGUUCCGGUCUGCUAGGUACAGCAGGAGCCUCUCUGCCGAAUUCCUAAAUUAAUGGAUAGCACAACUGCAUUUCGUAGCAGCACUUAUUAUGUUGAAGGAAUUGACCGGACCCCUCCUUGUUCCUUCCCUCUUCCUGGUGACUGACAAAAGGAGGGGCAAUGCCCUAUGCCCUUAAAGGAAUGCUUUCCCCCUCUCCACCUGCAGGGUGACCACUUUCUCAUCACAGGGAUGAAAGCCAAGCACUCAUUUCCUUAGUCUCAUCGCACACUAGUGUCUCCAGCUUGUUGGACAUUGCAGGCGGUAUGCACUAUUUAGAGUGAAGCACAUGCAUUUAAAAAAAUGUCUUUGAUUUUGAUGUUCUCGUUCAUUUCAAGGUCUGUUUUCAGGAGCACGCACCAUCCAGAGACUCAAGUGCUCAAGCUCGGUGCACCCAAAGUGGGUGGGUGCCUUUUGCAUCAAAUGGCUAGCCGCCGUUGAACUUGGCUGUGGGUGUUGCAAAAGCCAUUUGUGAUUCAGUUUCGGGUGAGAAGGUUCUUCUUUGCAAGGAGAGAAGGUUAGCAGUCCAGUUUCUCCUGAACAAGCCAUUGGGUAUCUCAGUGAAGCUUUCCAUGUUGUAGUGUAAGUUGUGAUUACUGGGAUCCCUUAGAAUGUGGUAUGGGGGGGGGCUUCUUUGUCUCUUUUCCCAAAAAUUGGUUAUUGAGCUGUAAUUCUGACAUACUUAAUGACAACAGGCUGGAGUCAGAGGACUGAAAGUGAUGUGAGACAUCAUUGCUUGUGGAAGUUGUGGUGGACACACUCAUCCUACCGCCAUCUCUCUUUAUUGGGGGUUUCUCCAGCAGCCUCUUUGACCAGAGACAAUAGUGGAUAAAGAAACGGGGAAUGCCAACCUGGUGCCUUCCAAAUGUUGUCAGUCUCUAAUUCCCAAUUCUUGCUAUCUUGGGCAAUAGUCAAGGAUGGUAAGAACUGUAAUGCAACAACACCUGUAAGGCAAUUGGUUGAGGAAGGCUGAUACGAACUAUGAGAAAUUAUUCCUCCGCCCUACUUCCUCCUGCUCUCCCCUGUAAAGGUGCCUGUUUUUCCUCUGUUAACCAAUUGUAAAACUUAAGUGAUAAUCUCCUCUUAACAUUGGCUCUGCUUAGAACAGUGGUUGUCUGGCAGUGUUAAGAAGAACUUUAGGGUUCCCUUAAGAGCUUAUCAAGGGUUUCCCCAGUGAUGAGCUCAGUAAUGGUAGACAAGCCAGGACAUUACUAACAGUCUCCCCCUGCAAUGCAAACAGAUGCUAUUUUGGUGCGUUUUGAGGUUUCAGUUGAGUUGAUGGCAAAGCUCAGCAGGCCUAGUCAGUUCCAGAUGUGAGAAAGCUCACCUUAGAACAUGUCUGUCAGUGAACAUGUUUGUCUCUCACACAGGGCUUCCUCUGCAGAUGAGUCAACGUAGAAAGGGUUUGCUUAAUAUGGAAAGUUUGGAAACCAUUGUGUUCCAAAUGCUUGAAUCAUUACCUAAAAUAAUCAUCAAUUUGCAUGGUAAGAAAAGGGAAUCCUAUACAGAAAGAUCGUUUAUUUGGAGCCCUUUUAUUCCCUCCUCAUUUUAUUAACAAUUGCAGUACAAUAGCCAGAGUGGUGGAGGAGAUAAAGAGAAAGGGCAAAGUAGUAAAACUCCCUGCCUAGCCCUGAAAGUAGCCCUGAAGCAUGUUUCUGCCUCUCAGCCUAGAUUUGCUUACAAGGUAAGUCAUUCAUAGGUCAAGGUGAGAAUAAAAUAAUGCCAUAUGUAGAGAAGGGAAGACCUGGAAAACCCCCAGAAAUUUUUGGGGGAAAACCAGUUUUUUUCUGGAAAAAUGGGGGGGGGAGUGUGUGGAAUAUUCAAACUACAGUGGUACCUCGGCUUACGAAGGCAAUCCAUUCCGUGGCACUCUUCGGAAGUCGAAAAAGCGUUCAUUUUGCGCAUGCGCAGACCGCGCACGGGGCGAAAAUACUUCCGGGUUAGCGGACUUCGGAAGUCAAAACCUUCAGAAGUCGAGGCAUUCAUAAGUUGAGGUACCAUUGUAUAUCAAACUGGGUUUUGUUUUGUUUUUCAAAUUUUCAAAAAGAAAAGAAAAACGGCUUUGGGAAAAGAACGGGGGGAAACCCUGGUUUCCCUCCAUUUCCCUCUGGGGUUUCCCCCCCAGGCCUUCCCAUCUCUAGCCAUAUGUGAGUUCCUUGGAAGAAGUAUAGAAAACAAAUGUGGCAAUAAAGUAAGACACACAGAUCUCCCAGGAAAAUAAUUGAAGUUUCAUACCUGACUUACGGACUAGUUCUCCACACUAUAGUGGCAGGGAAAUAGGGCAAUGGGAAAUCAGAUACAUAACAUACUGAGUUCUGGCCCAGGAACUUCUGACCUACGAGCUUCCAGAUGUGGUUGGACUUCAGUUCCCAUCAUCCCCAACCAUGGUCCAUGCUGGCGGGGGCUGAUGGGAGCUGGAGUCCAAGAGCACCUGUGAGGUUUACAGGUUCCCCUUCCCUAGUCCAUGGUCUAGUCCAGUCUCUGGAAAAACCUCCUCAGACCACCCCCACCAGUUUUUUUAAUCCUUUGACCAAAACUGUCCAUGCCUCCUUUGUUUUCUUUGCCAACCAUGGCUAAUAAGACGAUUUUAUUUUAAAGGAGAGAUUCUUUGGAUCAUGUUGAACCAUGGCCAUCAGCUGUGCCUCAUUGGCAGAUUUGCAGUCUUCAUUUAUAUACAAAUAUAUUGCAAUCAAAUGGGGAUUUGUUAUCCCCAUCUUUGAUAAUGAUCCUUACAGAAGGAAGCCAUUCAGACCUGAUAUACUUCAAUAUGGUUUAUUGAUUGAAAGGACAAAAAAUAAAACACAGCUCCGCUGAUACGGAAAAGGAGCUUUUGAGCUAAAUAUAAGUUGUGCUAUGUAAAAAGCAGUAUGUACUCUCUUGUAAAUGUAGAACCAAAAUAAAGAAAUUCUUGUUCUUUUGUAGUGCUGCUUAAUGGCGCUAUUAAUACGGCUUAGGAAAGCUGCCAUAAUAGACUUACGCUGUUUGAACAUUAAAUAUAGGCACAGUCAAGCCAGGACUGUUUGCUGAGAAACGUCAACAUGGAACUUCUUUGUUUCGUUCAGAGUCUCAGAAUCUGCAUUUUAUCUGAAUUGGUGUGUUCACCUAAAAGCAACACCAUUGUGAAAUGCUUAUUGUGAAUGUGUUUUUGGAACAUCUCUUGCUGUUGCCAUGCGUUCCCAUUUAACAGCGUUAGGAAUUUGGCAGAAACCAGUUUCAAAUUAUUGUUUAUUUUAGAUCUUGAACCGGCUUCCCAUCACUUCAUGCACAGUUUUUAUGUGGUCAGCCAAUAGUGCCAACCUCAGCAUAGCAGCAUACUCCAUCAUGCUGGUAACUCCAAGAGAAGGGUGUGUGUGUGUGUGUGUGUGUGUGUGUGUGUGUGUGUGUGUGUGUGUGUAAGCUGGUAGUUGCUUUCCUCCCCAUGGAGAAUCAAAGUGGCAUGUGAUGUGAGGUUCCGACCAGUCACAGAGAACCCAGGAAGGUUUCAGAUGUAUGUCAGGUACAGGGUGAGCCCAGAAAGGCAUAUAAGAUCAUACUAAUUUGUGAGUGUGAGCCGCUUGCAAGCACCAAAGAAACUGAUCUAAGGGAAGGACCAUAACUCAGUGAGAGGGCACCGGUUUUGCAUGCAGAAGGUACCAGGUUUAAUUCACGGCAUCUCCAGGUAGGGUGGAAACACCCUUGCCUGAAACCCUGGAGAGCCUUUGCCAGUCACUGUAGAGAAGGGUUUU